AUGAAGUUUAACAUUGCAAACCCGGCCACGGGUGAACAAAAGACCAUUGACCUCGACGACGAGCGUCGCUUCCGUCACUUUUACGAAAAGCGCAUCUCGCAAGAGGUUCCAGGCGACCCGCUCGGAGACGAAUGGAAGGGCUACAUCUUCCGUAUCACCGGUGGAAACGACAAGCAAGGUUUCCCAAUGAAACAAGGCGUCCUCCUCCCAUACCGUGUCCGCCUUCUCCUCGCCGACGGUCACUCGUGCUACCGACCCCGACGAACGGGUGAACGCAAGCGCAAGAGUGUCCGUGGCUGCAUCGUCGGUCCGGAUAUCGCCGUUCUUUCUUUGGUCAUUGUCAAGCAGGGCGAGCAGCCAAUUCCCGGUCUCACCGAAAACGUCCUCCCCAAGCGUCUCGGUCCCAAGCGAGCGACCAAGAUUCGCAAAUUCUUCAACUUGAGCAAAGAGGAUGACGUUCGCAAGUUUGUCAUUCGUCGCGAGGUCAAGAGCAAGAAGAAGGAAGACGCAAAGCCGUAUACCAAGGCUCCCAAGAUUCAGCGUCUCGUCACUCCCAUCCGUCUCCAGCGACGCCGUCACCUCCGCUCGCUCAAGAACCGAAGACUCGCUGCUCAGAAAAACGAAAAGAAGGAGUACGAGGCACUCCUUGCCAAGCGUCGCGACGAGAAGAAGCAGAAAAUCGCUGCCAUCAAGGCCGCCCACAAGAAAGCUGCAUAA
Messenger RNA from Serendipita indica DSM 11827, 717 nucleotides. Lineage: Eukaryota; Fungi; Basidiomycota; Agaricomycetes; Sebacinales; Serendipitaceae. The record is from the annotation of a GenBank genome assembly.